AUAACAACCCUACUUAUCUACUGAUGCAACAGGACUUGACUGAUAAACGUUUACACUCUCCAUUAUUAUGGGUCCAUUGAAUCUGCUGUGCGUGUUAGCUGUCGCAAUACGAGGCGGCGUGUUCUGCCAAACUGACCCACACCAUUUGAUUGAUGAAGUAGUCAGUGCCGGACUCCAGUGCCACAAGACGCCGGGACUAGCCGUGGCCGUGGUUAAAGAUGGACAAGUCGUCCUGUCCAAGGGAUACGGGUUCGCCGAUGUCGAAACGCAGACGCCUGUCACGGGAGAAACUCUGUUUGGAAUCGCGUCCAACACAAAGGCGUUCACGACAACGCUGUUGGUGAAGUUGUUAAGCAGAAGAAGCGACCUGAAGAUCAGCACCAAUGUGUACCGAGUGCUGGGCAGUGGCUUCAAGUUCAACAACACUCUGCGGUCUAUUUACGCCACCUUGGAGGACCUAGCAGCGCACAGACUGGGGAUACCGAGAAAUAACUACAUCAGACUCGACACCAGUCUAACCAGAAGAAAUCUGGAAAGACGAGUCAAGUAUCUGAAGUCUGUAGGUGGAUUUCGAGACAGUUUCUACUACAGUGACCUCAUGUACGGUCUGCUUGCCAACAUCAUUGAACGAAUUGGUGGGGCCGAUUGGGAGAGCUUGACACAGACCGAGAUCUUUGAUCCUCUACACAUGACGUCAUCGAAUUUUAGCACUCGCUUUAAUUUCAACUCCGCGACUAAUGCCGCAACGCCUUACGUGGUUGAACAUGGGGUUUUGGUGAAAGCAUCCACUGAUUUUAUCAAACACUGGGCGAUGAUAGGUGCUUCUGGGGCGAUCUUGUCCAAUGCUAAUGACAUGGCCAAGUGGCUUCUGUUCCAUCUAGCGGACGGCAAGAACGAGGACGGGCUUCAGGUGGUGGACAAGAGUGCACUGGCAGACACGUACAAGGCGAGGAACACCAUCGGGUCAACCGGCGCCAUCAACAAGUACUUCCAUCGGCCAGCCGUCCCCGUUACCACGAGCAACGAUGGGUAUGCGCUUGGCUGGAAAACGGGCUAUUACAGAGGCCUACCAAUGGUUCAGCACACUGGAAGCACAUUUGGCUACCGCAGCAUAGUGACGCUGAUACCGAGUCAGAAACUUGGAGUAUUCAUCGUCAUGACGGGAAGCGACCCAAACUACUUCUUCCGGAAUAGUCUUCAGGACUAUAUUGCCGACGUGUACAUGGGCGAGACGCCGUGGUUGAACAAGACGACGAUCUGCACGUUUCCCAGCCCCUGGCACUCGUCCCGCAGACGAUCAGUUUCUAGAAGACGUGUCGGACGAUUGCGGAAUGUGCACGCUUCUCUCCAGGCAUAUGUCGGAACUUACCGGAACGAGGCUUACGGAAACAUCAUCGUGACCUGUUGCACCAUUACAAAUAAACUGCACGCCGUGUACGGUUACGGUCGAUGGAAUCUGGUUGAAGAUAGAGUUGACGACUUUGAUGGUAGCUGGACACGCGGGCCGCCAAACAUUGAUGUCAAAUUUAAGUUUAUGCGUUCUGGCGGCGCGAUAAAUGCUCUCAACAUUCCGACGUUUUACCCAAAAUAUCCGCCGGUGUUUUUUCGCAUUGAAAAUGGUAAUAACAUAAUUGGUUAAAAUUAUGUGUAAAACUUCAAUCUGUAGUAAAAUAUAUACCACA
Molecule: messenger RNA, 1682 nt
Organism: Gigantopelta aegis
Lineage: Eukaryota; Metazoa; Mollusca; Gastropoda; Neomphalida; Peltospiridae
Product: protein flp-like
Exons: 5
Coding region: 68-1639 (523 amino acids)
Source: RefSeq, a predicted model, not a curated record